CGCACUUUUAGCAACUUUUUUUUGUUCCCUACAAAUAAUGUAUGAACAUGGCAUAUUUAGAACGAGUUGUAAUUUUGAUAGAUAUGGAUUGCUUUUACUGCCAAGUAGAAGAAAAAUUGGACCCUAAUCUUAAAGGGAAACCGCUGGCAGUGGUGCAAUACAAUCAAUGGCGUGGAGGAGGUAUAAUUGCGGUAAAUUACCCUGCUAGAGACAGAGGUGUAACGAGAUUCAUGAGAGGUGAAGAUGCCAAAGAGAAGUGUCCAGAAAUUGUGCUAGUUAAAGUGCCAGAAAUAAGGGGUAAAGCAGAUUUGUCAAGAUACAGAGAAGCCGGAAAGGAAGUUGCGGAUGUCCUACAAACAUUCACGCCGCUUCUUGAGCGAGCUUCUGUGGACGAAGCCUACUUAGAUGUAACAACUUUAGUUGCCAAUAGAAUGAACAAUGGAAAUGGCCAAAUUAGUAUUGAUAAAUUACAAAACACUUUUAUCAUGGGCUGUGAUACUGAGCAUUUUAUCAACGUCGUGAAGGAAAACGCGGAAUUUUCAGAAUGCAAUUUAAAAUUAUGCUUGGGCGCGAUUAUAGCAGAAGAAAUCAGAGCGGAGGUUUUUAAACAAACAGGGUACAGAUGUUCGGCGGGAAUAGCGCAUAAUAAAAUUUUAGCCAAGUUAGUAUGCGGUGUGCACAAACCCAAUAAACAAACUGUUUUACCCCAUGAUGCUGUGCAUGAGUAUUUCCAGAAUUUACCUUUAAACAAAGUCAGAAGCUUAGGUGGGAAGUUUGGGAAAUCUUUAUCCGAAGAUCUAGGCAUUACGAAAAUGGGAGAGCUGUCCAAUUUUUCAGAAAAACAAUUAAUCGAGAAAUUCGGCAAAAAGAACGGGUCUUGGUUAUAUGAUAUAGCAAGAGGAAUAAAUUACGAUCCGGUUGUUACGAGGCUAAUUUCUAAAUCUAUAGGCUGUUGUAAAAGAUUCCCCGGAAGGACGGCUUUACAAACCCACGAUGUUGUACAGCAUUGGAUGAACGAAUUAGCCGAGGAAAUUUCCGAGAGAUUAGAAAAAGACCUAGAAGAAAACCGCAGAAGGGCCAAACAAAUGACAAUAAAUUUCGCACAAGGCGUUAAUAAAGAAAGUAUAAGUAGCUCGAGGACGCAUCCUUUGCAUUCCUACAGCCCAACUCGCAUAGCUAAAGACUCGUUAGAAGUGGUGAAAAGGCAUUGUCAAAAACCCGAUGGCUCUUACAACGUAACAUUCCUUGGCAUUAGCGUUAGUAAUUUCCAAGAAGAGAAAAAACUCAAAGAUAUCACAUCGUUUUUCAAAAAAAGCAUGGCUAUUCAAGAGGAGAAGCCGGUUGAAGAACAACAACUUGUUGAAGACGACGACGAUAUUGGUAAUCAUUCGAUUUACUCAGCAUCGACAGAGGAUUUAGAAGAAGACCCGAAAUCGUACAUUUACUUCGAAGAUAUCUAUCCGGAAUUUGUAUCCAGCCAACCCAUCGAAUCGUAUCAAUUGACCAGCAAGCUUCGUUCGGUUUCCAAAGACAAGCAAGAGCUGGAAAUGCGACGGCAACCGUCGAGAUCGUUCUUUAACAAGUACUUCGAUAGCACCGGCACGGCGAGCUGUAGCUCAACAUCGACUCCUCCCGAUGAAAAAGAAAGCGAUGUGGAACAGGCAAAAUUCGAAUUGACCGAAAGUGCUACUGGUGUGAAAAGAAAAGCGACGGAUAACAAAAUUUUGCAGUACCUUCAAAAAUGCGAAGAACCGAAUGAGAAUUACUGCGAAGAGUGUAAAAGAAACGUACCGAUCGAAGAUAUUCUGCAUCACUCGGAUUAUCAUGUAGCUAAAAAAUUACAAGCGGAAUUCAACGAAUCUUCACUUAAAGAGGAACGACAAGUGAACAGGAAUAUCAUUAAAGUUAAACCGAAGAAAAGCGCUAAUAAUAGGAGCAUUUCGGAUUUUUUCAAACCGAAUAAUUGAUUUUUAUUGCCG
Molecule: messenger RNA, 1979 nt
Organism: Phyllotreta striolata
Lineage: Eukaryota; Metazoa; Arthropoda; Insecta; Coleoptera; Chrysomelidae
Source: the annotation of a GenBank genome assembly